GCGGACACGGAGGAGCUCCGAUUUCAUCGGAUUGGAGCUGAUUGCGGCUGGUGCAAGCGAAGGAGCCAGGAAGCUUGGACGGAGAAAACUGGCUGGAGAAAGCGGACGUAUUGCAGGUCCUGCAUGGAGCACUACUACGGUGGAGCGGUCUCGAAGCCAGCAGACACGCCAAAGUACCUUGACAAGGAGAUCUACCAACUGCGGAUCCGCCACACGGUGCGCCCAUUCUUGCUGUACGCUAGCGAGCGGGGUCUGCGACAUCGCGCACAAACUGAAGGCCAUCCAUUGGGCGCCCAUGCGCGUGUGAAAGGUCUUGGACUGGGAGCCUGGUGGAUCGAUCCUGUGCAGGAGCCUUUGAUGUACAGGGUCUAUGAGAGGAUCCUCAGUGAGGAGCACCUUGAGGGCAUUGAUGUGUUGGACUUCUCCUUCUUCCCGAGCGCCGUUCCGGACUCUGUGGUUUCUGCGGGUGCGGCACGUGGCAUUCAGGUGAUUGCCACGCAGACUGGCUUUGCAGAGCCUGUGCAGGGCCGGCUCUUGGUGGCCAUGUAUGCCUGGGAUGGGAAUGCACAUCCGGGCAAUGAGUGGUGGGCGGAGAGUGGCGGUCGGAAUUAUCUGGGUAUGACAGACGACUCAGCCGCUGCCAGUUGCUCUCUCAUCACCUCUCUCCAGCACCCUGACAUCAACAGAGAGCGGCUUUGCGCUGCCGCCGCCUCCUUUUACUGA
This is a messenger RNA of Symbiodinium sp. CCMP2456, 723 nucleotides long. NCBI's taxonomy places the organism in Eukaryota, Dinophyceae, Suessiales, Symbiodiniaceae. The record is from the annotation of a GenBank genome assembly.